Molecule: messenger RNA, 1180 nt
Organism: Acromyrmex echinatior (Panamanian leafcutter ant)
Lineage: Eukaryota; Metazoa; Arthropoda; Insecta; Hymenoptera; Formicidae
Molecular function (GO): sequence-specific DNA binding
Source: RefSeq, a predicted model, not a curated record
GUCGCUUCGCGUGGAGAGUUGAAAUCCAUGUGGUGGAUGUGGAAUAGUACAAUUAUAGACCUCAUUUUGUUUAUGAUUUCCUACUCUCAAUAGUCAACUUUAACGCUUAAUAUCUGUUCGCGAGGCAGAUUGACAUUUUUUUCUGUCAGAUUCUUUCAUUUCAUGCAAAAACGCAUCGAAUGAGCCUAAUUGAUUUUUGAGGUGGGGUAGCUAAACUAUAAUUAUCGCAUAUACAUCAUCAUGCCAAGCUGUUACAUCAAAAAUUGUACGAAUCGUGUACGGAUAAAUGAUAUAAAAUUUUUUAAAUUACCGAAAGAAUCUGUUGUUCGUCAGCAAUGGCUGAAGGCCUGCGGAAAAAAUGAAGGAGAAUUACCUAAAUCUGCAACGAUAUGUAGUAUUCAUUUCGAGGAAGACUGUUUUCGAUGGACAAAGCCACAAGAUAAUAUACCACCUAAGCAGAUAUGGCGAUUGAAGGAAAAUUCUGUCCCUACAAAAUUGUUGAAUAUGAAAAAGAAUGAUAAAAGAAAAAAUGAUAAUAAAAAAAUAAAAGUAGCAGGUGUACCAACCUAUGGACAACUUGUGCAAUAUGCGCGAGAAAAACAGCAUAUACUUUCAGACGAAACAAUUUGUAUGGAUACGAAUAUUUGUAAAGAUGACUCCAUUUUGCUUCCAAAUGUUGCAAUAAAAGAAAUAACGGUAACUCCGGCAGAUACGCCGCGCUGGGAUUUACGGAGCAGAAGUAAAAAAAAAUAGGAGUGGAGAUAAUUUUCCCGUAACUACUUGUUACAUGCCUUUAUAUUAUAUUAGUAUUUUGUUAUGAUUUGAAUUUCUUUAACAUAUUAAUGAAAUUAUUGUGAAUUAUUGAUUUGUCACUAAAAUAAAUAGCGCUAUCAUAAAUUAUAAUCUACAUGUAGGGCGUGUAAAAGACUUGGUGGUUAUUUUGUGGUUAUUUCGUGAUACAUAAGUGUAGAGGAAUAGUAAAGCAUGUUGUAUAGCAAAAUAUAAGUUUUGCUCUUGUAUUCUUUGUUUAAUUUGUUGUCUUGUAUAUCCUUUCUGUUUGGGAUAUACCGCAUUUUUAGCAGGCGGGAUUAUGUACAAAGUAUACAAAGUGCGCAGAUUGGAUUCAGUGCACUAAAUGCAAUAAACACAUUACAUGAAAUAUAUACCUCAUGUAAUAACA